Messenger RNA from Archocentrus centrarchus (flier cichlid), 1918 nucleotides. Its product is annotated as 14-3-3 protein zeta/delta-like. Lineage: Eukaryota; Metazoa; Chordata; Actinopteri; Cichliformes; Cichlidae. The record is from RefSeq and is a predicted model, not a curated record. Bases 146 to 886 code for a protein of 246 amino acids. The transcript has 6 exons.
GCUUGACGUCAGCGCUCCUUUUCUCCGGCCGUGCCUUGGACUGCUGCGAUUGGAAGGAAACCCCGUGCACUGCUUUCAGUCGGACGGCUGGGAGAAUCAGCUGUGGCUUGGUACGCUGACAUUUGCUAGUUUUCAGUGAACAGUCAUGUCGGAGGCACCUCAGCAGGAACUCGUGCAAAAGGCCAAGCUAGCCGAGCAGGCUGAGCGUUAUGACGACAUGGCUGCGCUGAUGAAGUCUGUGACAGAGGAAGGCCAGGAGCUGUCAAACGAGGAGCGCAACCUGUUGUCAGUGGCCUACAAGAAUGUGGUGGGCGCCCGUCGGUCCUCAUGGCGUGUGAUAUCCAGCAUUGAGCAGAAGACCGAGGGGUCUGAAAAGAAGGGAGCCAUGGCCAAGGAGUACCGGGAGAAGAUUGAGAAAGAGCUGAAAGAAAUCUGCAAUGAUGUGCUGGGUCUCUUGGACAAGUAUCUCAUUCCAAAUGCAACAGCAGCAGAGAGUAAAGUCUUUUACUUGAAAAUGAAAGGAGAUUACUAUCGCUACUUAGCGGAGGUGGCUACAGGAGAUGACAAGAAAAGCAUCAUUUCAAGUUCACAGGAAGCCUACCAAGCCGCCUUUGAUAUCAGCAAAAAAGAAAUGCAGCCCACGCACCCAAUCCGUCUUGGUCUUGCCCUUAAUUUCUCUGUUUUCUACUAUGAGAUCCUCAAUACGCCUGAAGAAGCCUGCAAGCUUGCCAAACAGGCCUUUGAUGAUGCCAUUGCAGAGCUUGACACCCUGAGUGAAGACUCGUACAAAGACAGCACACUAAUCAUGCAGCUAUUGAGAGAUAACUUGACACUGUGGACCUCGGAUAACCAGGGUGAGGGCGAGGAUUCGGAGCCAAGAGAUUGAGCCAGACCCCCAUAGUCAACCCUGUUGUCCUGCCAUCAUUCUCGCACAUCUUCAUCAUAAUCAUCAACACUGAGACCACCUCAUUUUGAUCAUUGUCAUGCACCUCUCCAUCUUUUUCUAUCUAAGGUCUCUCAGUACUCAUCUCAUUCCUAACGGUUUACUAUUCCUUCUUUUGUAGUAACAGUGGGGAAAGGGGAUGGGGAGGGGAGGGGAAGUUUUAAGUGGUGUGGUGGGGAGGGUAAACACGUUUGGGGUUAGAUGCCUAACUGUUGACUUCUUUUCUGUGUCUGAGCUAUUUGGGUGUUGCAUUAUUAAGGUGCUGGGUGAAAGGGCAAGUUCACAACUCUUGAAACAUGCAGCAGGUUAGGUUUGUAGUAGUAAGAAAAUAUUUAAGCUAUGUGUAUUACUACUCAUUAACGGUGCUGUUUUUGACCAACACCAUCUUUUGAUGACACAUCUGUGCUUUGACAAAAAGAGGAGCUGCCUCUUCACACCUGAGGGGACUGCAACUGUGAUUUUUGUAGUCUCAAGGGGAAUAACAGUAGAGACAGUGGAGGUGUAAUGGGGAGAAGGCAGGCAAGAUUUAGUUGGAACACAAGGUUACAUUCCAUAUACUGUUGCUCAGCUUUCUACUCUGUUGCUUUUUUUUUUUUUUUUUUUUUUUUUUUUUUUUUUUUUUUGGGUGAACUGCUUUUGUAUUUUUAUGCAUCAAUUAUGAGGUAUAGAAAACUUUGAACAAGAUAGCACACAAGAUUGUUUUGUUGCUGUUUUGUGUAAGCACAGCAGUAAAAAUGAAUCCAUGUGCUUAUCUAGUUAAUGCUUUUUUUCAAAUUAAGAUUUUUUUUUCCUCAGUACUUGCCUAUACUGCAUGGUGGUAAGAAGUAGUUUGUGGAGGUGUAAAGAAGGUUGUUGUUGGGCUGGUUAGCUUUGUCUGUCUUUGAAUUCUCUUACAGAACACCCAAGCAUAACUGUAAUUUUGGGGGAAAAUGUGUAAUUUCAUGUAAGUGGAAUAAAAAAAUAAUUUAAAAGUUU